Messenger RNA from Erinaceus europaeus (western European hedgehog), 1138 nucleotides. RefSeq names its product zinc finger CCHC-type containing 13 (gene ZCCHC13). Gene Ontology annotation, biological process: positive regulation of cytoplasmic translation. Gene Ontology annotation, molecular function: zinc ion binding; single-stranded RNA binding; translation regulator activity. The transcript has a single exon. Lineage: Eukaryota; Metazoa; Chordata; Mammalia; Eulipotyphla; Erinaceidae. Gene Ontology annotation, cellular component: cytoplasm. The record is from RefSeq and is a predicted model, not a curated record. Bases 109 to 621 code for a protein of 170 amino acids.
GCCCUUAGAGAUAAAUCCGCCAUUUCUUUCUAAGCCGCACUAAGGAGAGUUGCGUUGUGAUCUCCUGAGCAGUGGUGGACCAACUCACCGGAACAUCACGCCAGAAUCAUGAACAAUAAAGAGUGCUUCAAGUGUGGACGUUUUGGACACUGGGCUCGUGGAUGCCCUCGAGGAGGACUGCGAGGGCGUGGAGUUAGAGGCCGUGGCAGAGGGUCUCAAAGCUAUUCCACCACCCUAACUGACAUCUGUUAUCGUUGUGGUGAGUCUGGUCAUCAUGCUAAAAACUGCGACCUUCUGGAGGAUAUCUGCUACAACUGUGGGAGAAGUGGCCACAUCGCCAAAGAUUGUACUGAGCCUAAGCGCGAGAGAGAGCAAUGCUGUUAUACAUGUGGCAGACCAGGUCACCUGGCUCGUGAUUGUGAUCAUCAGGAAGAACAGAAGUGCUACUCUUGUGGCGAAUAUGGUCACAUUCAGAAGGACUGUACCCAAGUCAAGUGCUACCGAUGUGGUGAGACCGGCCAUGUGGCCGUCAACUGCAACAAGGCCAGCGAAGUCAAUUGCUAUCGUUGUGGAGAAUCUGGACAUCUAGCCAGGGAAUGUCCAAUUGAAGCUACUGCUUAAAUUUUUCCUCUUAUCCCCCCUCCCCCAACCUCCUUUUGUUCACUGAUAACUGUAUUAUUUCAUCUGAAACUUCACUGACGAAACAUUGAUAGGUGGGGACUACUUCUAGGCCUUAGAUGGUUAAUUGCCAUGUUGAAGGAGGCUGGGACAAAAUCAAAAAAUGUUACUCAUUUGUAGGUGUCUUGUAAUUAAUGAUUCUGCAUCACUGGUGAAUCUGAUGAAGUCAUCUGAGGAUUAGCCAAUUUCUAAGAUCUCUGUAUUUUGAUCAAACAUUUAAGUAAGACCAACUAUGUGCCAGCCCUUAUUGGAGGAAUAGGGGUCCAGCAGUGAACAAAUCAGGUCAAAGUUUUGAAACAUAGGCCUAGAAAUUAUUACUAAGCAACAUAUGUAGUGUCAGAUGAAGAUAAACCAACUGGAGGGGGGACACAUGAUUCUGGGCUUAAGACUUAAGGCCACCCUGAGGAGAUGACAUUGCCUCAGAGAUCCAUAGAACAAUAAAGCGGAUUCUAGAAAUGUC